Messenger RNA from Phyllopteryx taeniolatus (common seadragon), 1840 nucleotides. RefSeq names its product WD repeat containing, antisense to TP73 (gene wrap73). Gene Ontology annotation, molecular function: protein binding. Lineage: Eukaryota; Metazoa; Chordata; Actinopteri; Syngnathiformes; Syngnathidae. Gene Ontology annotation, cellular component: MWP complex; mitotic spindle; microtubule organizing center. Gene Ontology annotation, biological process: mitotic sister chromatid segregation; protein localization to mitotic spindle pole body; microtubule anchoring at mitotic spindle pole body. Bases 214 to 1653 code for a protein of 479 amino acids. The record is from RefSeq and is a predicted model, not a curated record. The transcript has 14 exons.
CAAACGACGCAGAUCGAUACGCUGAUUGGCCAGCACUUCUGUGUCGUCUACUACUCAUACAAACAAACCAUUUUAUGUGAUUAUUACACAGCGUGUGUUAAUGACAGCCAACAAGGUUAACUUUUGUAAACUACACGCUUAGCUUGGCUGUCUCCUUUCACAUCGACAAUGUUCCCGACCCUGGUUUUGAAAAUAACAAAGUGAGUCCUCAACAUGAAUUUCUCUGAGGUCUUCAAACAAUCCAACCAACUUUGUAAAGUCUCUCCAGAUGGGAUAUAUUUAGCCACCUGCGUGCAGUACAGGUUGGUGGUACGGGAUGUGAGCACGCUGCAGAUCCUGCAUCUCUACACCUGUCUAGACCAGAUAUCUCACAUGGAAUGGUCGUCUGACUCUCAGUUCAUCUUAUGUGCUAUGUACAAGAGGGGACUGGUACAGGUGUGGUCGCUGGACCAGCCGGACUGGCACUGUAAAAUCGACGAGGGCUCAAUUGGACUGGUCGCUUCUCGCUGGAGUCCAGACGGACGUCACAUUCUCAACACCACCGAGUUCCAUCUGAGAAUCACUGUGUGGUCCCUGUGCACCAAAGCUGUGUCUUACAUCAAGAAUCCCAAAGCUUGUCUCAAGGGUAUUGAUUUCAGCAGAGAUGGCUGCUACAUGGCCUUGGCUGAACGUCGUGACUGCAAAGACUAUGUUUGUGUAUUUGUGUGCGAUGACUGGCACUUGCUCAGGCAUUUUGAGACUGAGACGCAGGACCUCGCAGGGUUAGAGUGGUCUCCCAAUGGCUGCGUCCUGGCUGUGUGGGACAGCUGUCUGGAGUUCAACAUAAGUGCUUGGCACCAACAUACUGCCGAAGCAAUAUUUUUAUACAAGACAUGGCUUUGGCCUCAUCACAAAAACAGUGAACAGUACAAGGUGUUGCUGUAUUCUCUGGAUGGCCGGUUACUGUCAACCUACAGCGCCUAUGAGUGGUUGCUGGGUGUCAAAUGUGUGGCCUGGAGCCCCAGCAGUCAAUUCCUGGCCAUUGGCAGCUAUGAUGAAAAAGUACGUGUCCUUAACCACAUAACAUGGAGGAAGAUUGCACAGUUUGAACAUCCAGCAACCAUCAACAACACUAAAGUUGUUGUGUAUAGGGAAGUGGAGAAAAAGUCAGCUGCUGGCAAUGACGAACUCUCGCUAGACAACAUAAGAAUGGGCUCAACACUAUUAAGCAGUCAGAGCAAAUAUGAGAUCCACCCAACUCCAUUUCAAAUGCCUGUGGUCAGACCAGACCCAGACAGAGCAAACCCCAAGAUUGGUGUGUCUACUUUGGCCUUCAGCUCAGACAGUCGCUACUUAGCCACCAAAAAUGAUAACAUGGCCAGUGUCAUCUGGGUGUGGGACGUGCAGAAGAUGAGUCUUGAGGCUGUGCUGGAGCAGACAUCACCCGUGCGUUGCUUCCAAUGGGACCCAAGACGCUCGCGGCUGGCGAUAUGUACUGGCAACACCAAAGUUUAUCUGUGGACCCCGGCAGGAUGCAUUUCCGUCCAAGUCCCCGGGGAUGGUGGUUUCCAGGUCCAGUCGCUGACCUGGCACUGCCACGGAGAUCCUCUCAUUCUGCUCGGGAAGGAGCAGCUGUGUUUGUGCUACACGAACACUGGCACUGAGGACAAGUGAUGCGAGCACGCACACAAUUGGAAUACACUUCCCCAAUAAACUGAUGUCAUACUGAGCAUUUUGGAAAACCUGACAUUCCUUUUUUGGGGGGACUCUUAGGCUCAGAGAUUUAACUUGCCUUGUAUUUCUUAGCAUUUGUACUUUACUAUGACAUUUUGUAAAUUUUGAAUAAAAUUUGACAAUUUGG